Eruca vesicaria subsp. sativa (arugula) is the source of this 2302-nucleotide messenger RNA. Lineage: Eukaryota; Viridiplantae; Streptophyta; Magnoliopsida; Brassicales; Brassicaceae. The record is from the annotation of a GenBank genome assembly.
CUUACCCGCUCAUAGAAAUUGAAUGGCUACAAGCGCACCACACCAUCACUAAACCAAGAGAGACAACUAAACCAUCUCUCUGGCGUGGCUGCUCCGUCUACGAGAUUAUGCUUCAUUGAGAAGCAGUGGCAUGAAUAUAUAUAUCGAGCGAUAGUAUAAUGAUUGUUGUGUGAAGGUGUAAGCAUCUGUGUUUUGUUACUGUAUCGAAAAGGUGCGACCUUGAGGAGUUUCAGUUCAUGGGUUCUUAUUGGUUGAUCUAGCUGGUGAACUCUUGAUGUUAAAGAUGCAAGCUUUAAGCUUUGGGCCACUAAAGUUUGGUCUUUUGGUUGGAUCAAGAUUGGAUUUUGAGUUGGAUUGUUCUUGUUUUGUAGUUAGCCGUAAGUUUAGUAAGAGACAUUGUUUUGCUAAACAGUCUUGCUUUGGUAGUAGUAGUCAUACCUCAAAAGUUCUGUUUCUGUGUGAGCCAAAGAGAAGGUUGUUGAGAUCAUCUGUUGGAGUAGGAUGGGCCACAGAGCAACGAGAAGAGGAAGAUUCAACACAAGCUGUAACCAAAUCAAGAGUUAAUGUAAGAGAAUUGGCACAUAGUUUAAGAGCUGCCAAGACUGCUGAUGAUGUAGAUGUUGUUCUCAAGGAGAAAGGAGAGUUGCCUCUUCAAGUCUUUUGUGCUAUGAUAAGAGGUUUUGGGAAAGACAAGAGACUUAAGCCUGCAAUGGCUGUAGUGGAAUGGCUUAAGAGGAAGAAGAGUGAGUCAAGGCCAAACCUUUUCAUAUACAAUAGUCUUUUGAGUGCGGUGAAAGACUCAAGUGGGUUUGGUGAAACAGAGAAGAUACUUAGUGAUAUGGAGGAAGAAGGUAUUGUUCCAAACGUUGUCACUUACAAUACUCUGAUGGCUAUUUACAUGGAGGAAGGAGAGUUUCAAAAGUCCCUUGAGGUUCUUGAUUUAGUUAAAGAGAAAGGCUUUGAGCCUUCUCCGGUUACUUACUCAACGGCUUUGUCGGUUUACAGAAGAAUGGAAGAUGGAAUGGGAGCUCUUGAGUUCUUUGUUGAGCUGAGAGAGAGAUACUCUAAGAGGGAGAUAGGGAACGACACUGAUCAUGAUUGGGAACUUGAGUUUGUGAAGCUUGAGAAUUUUAUUGGUAGAAUCUGCCACCAGGUGAUGAGAUGUUGGUUGGUGAGAGAUGAGAACUUGACUACUAAAGUGUUAAAGCUUUUGAAUGCAAUGGACAAUGCAGGGGUUAGACCGAGUAGGGAAGAGCAUGAGAGGCUUAUAUGGGCGUGUACACGUGAAGAACAUCACGUUGUUGGUAAAGAGUUGUACAAAAGAAUCAGAGAGAGGUUUCCUGAGAUAAGUUUAUCUGUCUGCAACCACUUGAUUUGGCUGAUGGGUAAGGCUAAGAAAUGGUGGGCUGCUUUGGAGAUUUACGAGGAUCUUCUUGAUGAAGGACCUGAGCCUAACAACUUGUCUUACGAGUUAGUGGUUUCUCACUUCAGUAUCUUGCUGAGUGCAGCUAGCAAGAGAGGGAUAUGGAGAUGGGGAGUUAAGUUACUUAAUAAGAUGGAAGAUAAAGGGCUAAAACCACAGAGCAGACACUGGAACGCUGUUCUUGUAGCGUGUUCAAAAGCCUCUGAGACCGCAGCUGCUAUACAAAUCUUUAAAGCAAUGGUUGAAAACGGUGAGAAGCCAACGGUUAUCUCAUACGGACAGAGCAAGUUCAAUCUUUUGGAUAUGCUUCUCAAGGAAAUGGCUUCAAAGGGUAUUGAGCCAAGCGUUGUGACUUACAACGCUGUUAUAAGCGUUUGUGCGAGGAAGGGGUUGAGCAGUGUGGCUUAUGAGUGGUUUCAACGUAUGAGAGGUGAGAACGUUGAGGCUAAUGAGAUUACUUAUGAGAUGUUGAUUGAGACGCUUGCUAAUGAUGGGAAGCCAAGGCUUGCUUAUGAGUUGCAUUUGAAGGCUCAAAGUGAAGGGCUUAAGUUGUCUUCUAAGGCGUAUGAUGCGGUUGUUAGAAGUGCUGAGAGUUAUGGAGCUACCAUUGAUCUUAAUCUCUUGGGUCCUAGACCAGGGAAAGAGAAGAGAGCUUAGCAGUUUUUGCAUUGUACACGAGAGAAGAUGAUGUAACAGAGUUUAUAAUGGAUGUUGUAACGAACAUUUUGCAAGAGUACACCGUUAAAUGUAAGUAUCUGAGUUGGUUAUCAUAAACCGAACUGAAACCGGACUUGAACCGGCUCUUAAUUUCAGGCUUUCGGCCCAUUACUAAGUUAAUGAGCUCAUUUCGUCCGCUUUAUGUUGUACACAUACAUUUCC